This is a messenger RNA of Neoarius graeffei (lesser salmon catfish), 1743 nucleotides long. It is a transcript of the gene ptges3a, whose product is annotated as prostaglandin E synthase 3a (cytosolic). The transcript is spliced from 8 exons. Gene Ontology annotation, molecular function: prostaglandin-E synthase activity; protein-folding chaperone binding; Hsp90 protein binding. Gene Ontology annotation, cellular component: cytosol; nucleus. The record is from RefSeq and is a predicted model, not a curated record. NCBI's taxonomy places the organism in Eukaryota, Metazoa, Chordata, Actinopteri, Siluriformes, Ariidae. Gene Ontology annotation, biological process: prostaglandin biosynthetic process; protein folding; telomerase holoenzyme complex assembly. Bases 202 to 681 code for a protein of 159 amino acids.
CGUCAUAGCGCGCGUGCACGGCGGACGGAGACACGCGAGGAGUCAGCAAGAGAGAGAGAGAGUUGCACUAGCCGCUGUAUUUUGCCUGCGUGUGAAUCAGAGCAAGCAAACAUCAGCUCCAUCUUUAAGGCACAAGGCUUUCGCUUAAAAAAAAAAAAAAAGCAAGUGUAAUUUUGUUGGAAGCUGAAAGUUGAUCCCGACAUGCAGCCAUCAACUGCUAAGUGGUAUGACAGACGGGACUCUGUCUUUAUUGAAUUCUGUGUAGAAGACAGCAAAGAUGUUGAUGUGAAACUCGACAAAUCAAAGCUUAACUUCAGUUGUGUAGGUGGAGUCGACAGCAUCAAAUAUCAUAAUGAAGUAGAACUAUUUGAGGCCAUUGACCCAAAUGAGUCAAAACACAAACGUACAGACAGGUCGGUGUACUGCUGUCUACGAAAAGCAGAACCUGGCAAGUCGUGGCCGAGGUUAACAAAAGACAAAGCAAAGUUUAAUUGGCUCAGCGUUGACUUCAACAACUGGAAAGACUGGGAAGACGAUUCAGAUGAAGAGUUGUCCAGCUAUGACCGAUUCUCAGAGAUGAUGAACAACAUGGGAGGGGAAGACGAUUUGCCUGACAUGGAUGGUGCAGAUGAUGAAGAAUCUGCAGAUAGCGACGAUGAAAAGAUGCCAGAUCUUGAGUGAAGCUGCAAAGGAAAUGCCGUGGCAGAAAACAAGGCUCAUUGCUUAAAGUUAUUUGGAGGGGAGGGGGGGAGAUACGGUUUUUGGUUUUUUUUUUUGUGGGGGUGAACAUUUAAUUUAAAAAAAACAAAACAAAAAAAAUGGAUCAACAACCAAUACAACAGAAUGCCUAAACUGAAGCUGUUUUCCAGGCUUUGAGUGUCUCAUCAGAGCGUCCCAUUGUGCUGAUGAAUGUCAAGUCAUCAGCACUGUUUUCUCUACCUUUUUAUUCUGCAUGGACAAUUCAAGUUCUCCAUCAUGUUUUGUGGAUUCUAGUUAUCGUCCAUUUAAUCAACAGUGGCUGAGAGAGGGAGAGAUCACUUUCCACCAGUGUCUGUGACAAACCAUUAUAUAACAUAUGCACAUUAUAAUUACCAGUGAUUGGAAAAUUAUUGUUCUCUCCCCCCCCAAUCCACAUUAGACCCCAUUACCCAAUUCCUGUUUGACAGUGAAUCAUCUUAUUUCAGUUUUGUUUUUUUUUUAUGUUAAUUCAAGCCUGUUUUGCGUGUGUGUAUGGGAGUGAAGCACACAUUCUUUUCCCAGAUCUGUGCUUCUUUUACUCAACUGCAAAUACUAGCCAAAUCAUUUACUGGAUUUAAAUACAGCAGGGAAACCUGUUUCGUUGUCAUUCUAGAUAUAUUUUUCUUCCCCCACCCAAUCCAGGAAAUAGGUUGAUUUUUGUGUAACUCCCAAUAUGUUCAACAUACAUAGUCCUGUCUGUACACAUGGCUUUCCUGAAUGAUUGAUUAAGUUAGUAAUCCAUUGUCACACUUGACCGUGUAGCAGGCAUUUGAGCACUGAUAUCUUCCAUUGAUGUGAAGUGAUAUAUAAUGUAAGCUUCACCGCUGUACAGAACAAAAGGAUAAGUUAUCAAUAGCUGACCAAAUUGUGAUUGCACUCCUAAUAUCAAUGCAAGUGUGACUAAAAAUAUUUGUUGUGCUAACCUGCCACCACAGGUUGAAGAACUUGUUUGUUAAACACAGUGGGGUUUUGUCUACAUAUUUCUAAUAAACUGUCUCUAAACAA